AUUCCAUUUCAAACAUUAUUAACACAAACACGCGGUGUUUGAGGUGUUUUGUGGAGUUAAAUCCGCCGUGAAGUCUGUUUUGUUGUUGUUUUCGCUGUUGUAGUUGACGGAGACAAGUGCUAAGAAGCUAACUCUGACUUGUUAUGAAUCUGUUUCUGUGACUUUUUCAUUUGAGGGAAAAACUCGUUCUUAAAAAUCAAAGACAGACAAAUAGAAGGUCAGUUAAAGGAUAAAUAUUGAUUUAAUAACUAUGUCAAGUUUGAACCUAAGUUAGAAGGCAGGAUUAUGUGCCUUUUUUGGAAAGACAGGUUUGCCCUUUAUCAUUUUAAAAUCUCAUUAUUAGUUUAUGUAGAAAGUAUGCUCUUACUAUAUAAUAAUCCAGUCAUUUUUAAAAUAAUCUGGACUGUAAACUGCCAUGAAGUUAAUAAUAUGUCGAUCAGUGUUUGUCAAACCUGGAAAUGAUGGUUGAAAAGUGCUCGACUUUGACAUUAGAGGAGUCGAAUGAAGUGUUAAACCAAAUGGAGACGUUAUAAAUGCAUGACUGUGUCACUGCUCUAAGAAUAUCAUUCACUCUUUAAUUACACAUGGCUGCAGUCGUCAGGUCUCUCUGUUAAUUCAAGAAAUGCCUGUCUGUCCGUCUGUCGUUCCUUUUUCUUCUACUUAUGAUUUCCAGGCUGCAUGCUGAGAGGCCCGAAGCUCUCUGUCACAGUUAAAAGUUCUUUUCCUCUCUUCUUCUUUGUAAGUUCCGGCUCUUCACUCAAAGGUGCAAUGCUGCCCUCCACAGUCUGAAGAUCAAUUUUAAAUCACGAUGAGAGCGAGAUCACUCACUCAUCCUUAUUCUCUACACAUUCCCAAAUUCUUCUGGAUUCUUCCUAAUCUGCAGUUCUUCAGCUCGAGAAGUUCAAAGCCUCCCGUCGCAGAUCAAAGUCUCAUCUCGUCAGUCUCAUCCUUCUUCUGACACACACAACCCCCAUCCACCGUCUCACCAGACACCCCCACCUCACCCUGCCAAAGUUUACAUCCCAUAUUGAUCUCUCCUAAAACAGUGUGAUCAGUGUGAAGAAGGAGGAGGAAAAGACAAAAAGGCAGAGUCACAACAUCUCUCUGUAGAUUCAAGUAAUGUCGUCACUGUCCAACUGUACACGUGACUGGUGACAGACUGUGUUUCCUGAAUUCCCGUCCUGGUACGAAGAGGCUGUCGCAUUAGAAUUCAGGCUAAAUCUCAACCAGACUUUUGAGGUCUCAAACACUUUCUCUAACCGAGAGAAUUCAUGUGCUGAUGGAGUUUCAACGGUUUGAGUUCUAGUAUCUUUAUUUAGGUCACAUACACACAUCAUCAAUUACCGUAACACAACAAACAAAUAAAUAGAUACAAUAGAAUAAGGCUGAUUACUGCAGGAAUAAAUGACUGAAAAGAUCAAUGUCUACAGGAAUUAAUCCAUACUGAGAGUGAGCUGGAAGAUUGUGGAUGAUGCUUCGCUGCAGGAAGUGUCGGAAAGGCGUCAUAGACUCAACGUGUUUGACCACAGAGGAGGCCACAGAUGAAGGCUCAGCUGCUGUUUGCAGUAUUUGGCACGUGAAUGUCGACGCGCUGCCACAGUGGAUACUGACGUCACUUCACCAGGCUCAGUGGACUGUGGGGAAACUGAAAUGUCUCAACUGCGGAGCUCGUUUGGGCGGCUUCAACUUUGUCAAUCGCAGUAAAUGUCCCUGCGGCCGGGACGCCAACGUUCACCUCAGCAAAAGCCGCGUGGACUCUGACCACAAGCACAACGCUUUCAUCGUCCGGCCGAGGGACGCAAGGCUCGAGACGAGUCUUGCUCUUCCUCCGACAGGCGACUCUGAGAACAACGAGGACAGUCUGUCAGUCGCCGGCCCCUCAGACGCCACUGAUGGUAAAAAUACCACCUCGUUUCCUCUCAGUCGCCUGCACUGUGUCUCUCACAGCAGAAGGUGCAGUGUGGAGGAUGACGCCACCUUCAGGUCUUCAUGUUUUUGUACUUCAGUUGUCAGGGAAAGGCCGGUUGUCGAUUUGACAAUGGCAGACAGACAGACAGACGAUGAGUCUACACUGUUACCCGUCUCGCGUCCUUCAACUCAAGAGACUGACACAGACGCUGAUGAUGUCGUUGCUGUCACUUCACUUGUUUCUGGAGGGCGGCAGCUGCAAACUGUGGAAGCAGUGGAAUCAUCUGUGGAGACCACGACUGUUCACCAGGAAGAUUCGGAUUCUACACUUUUCCUCAGAGGACGAACCGCUGAAGACGAAGGAACAGAGCUUCGAGCCUCGUCUGCGUCGAGGAGCCUGAGCAGAAGAGAGAAGAACCGUCUGAAGUCUCAGCGGCGGAAACAGAGGAGAAGAGAGCGAUGGCUGCUCAGUCAGCAGCAGGCUGAUGUUGACAGUGAUGGUGAGGAGGAGGAGAAGGAGAAGGAGAAGGAGGAGGACCGAGAGAACCUCACCUGCACCGUGUGUCUGGACGUCUACUUCCGUCCACACAGCUGCGAACCCUGCGGCCACGUCUUCUGCGAGCUGUGUCUCCGCACGCUCGCCAAGAACCGACACACGAAGACCACUUGCCCUCUGUGCCGCACCCUCAUCUCACACACCGACCUCCACACAGAGUUGGACCAGGCUGCAAAGACCUCCUUCCCUAAAGUUUACCUCGCCUGCCAGCAGAACUUCACCAACGCACUGUGUGCAAAAUGGCCUCUGCCCAGCGGUCGCAAACGCUUCUGGGGUAAGAAACUGACGAAGAUUCCUCUGGUUUUUAUGCUUUUGUUCAGACUAAAUCGGGUUUGUAUCACUUUGUCACCCCACAGAAAACAACUACUAAGCACAAGGUCUGAACCAUUUAUAAUGACCUGUAAUUCAUGUAAUUUAAUAAUGACACGCACACAUGCUGCCGUCACCACUCUUUUGAAUACACUGCAAAUGUUAGUUUUCGUUACUUUAUUAACAAUUUUAAUAAGUCUUACUGUAAACAGCAUUCAAGUAUUUUUUUUUAUGCUAGGAUCAGACUACACGAUAUGUUCAUAACUGGGUCCAAAUCGCUUGAAAAUCGGCCUAAAUUUGUGUCGUCUGAUCCCAAGUAGGAAAAUCACUGACGAAACCUUGCAUCACUCUGAAAAUAAUGUUUGUUUGUUUUUCUUUAAAGCACACGUUAAUCUUAUAAAUGUGUUUGUAACUGUAGUCGUCCGGAGGCCGGCGGUGACACAGAGGUCACACUGGCACUUGUUCCACGGAAACUUCCGGUUCGGGUUUUCUCACUUUGCCACCGUGUGUUUGCUCUACACGGCUCUGGUCG
Molecule: messenger RNA, 3305 nt
Organism: Solea solea (common sole)
Lineage: Eukaryota; Metazoa; Chordata; Actinopteri; Pleuronectiformes; Soleidae
Gene: rnf180b
Product: ring finger protein 180b
Exons: 6
Coding region: 1469-3037 (522 amino acids)
Biological process (GO): serotonin metabolic process; norepinephrine metabolic process; protein polyubiquitination
Cellular component (GO): endoplasmic reticulum membrane
Molecular function (GO): ubiquitin conjugating enzyme binding; metal ion binding; ubiquitin protein ligase activity
Source: RefSeq, a predicted model, not a curated record